Messenger RNA from Poeciliopsis prolifica (blackstripe livebearer), 1392 nucleotides. RefSeq names its product basic salivary proline-rich protein 1-like. The transcript is spliced from 2 exons. The record is from RefSeq and is a predicted model, not a curated record. The coding region runs from base 1 to 1392 and encodes 463 amino acids. Lineage: Eukaryota; Metazoa; Chordata; Actinopteri; Cyprinodontiformes; Poeciliidae.
AUGACGGAUCGGCCCCCAGCAGCCCCCAGGAGCCCCCAGCAGCCCCCAGGAGCCCCCAGCAGCCCCCAGGAGUCCCCAGCAGCCCCCAGGAGCCCCCAGGAGUCCCCAGCAACCCCCAGGAGUCCCAGCAGCCCCCAGCAGCCUCCAGCAACCCCCAGGAGUCCCCAGCAGCCCCAGGAGUCCCCAGCAGCCCCCAGCAACCCCAGGAGCCCCCAGCAGCCCCAGGAGCCCCCAGGAGCCCCCAGCAACCCCCAGGAGUCCCCAGCAGCCCCAGGAGUCCCCAGCAGCCCCCAGGAGUCCCCACCCCAGCAACCCCCAGGAGUCCCCAGCAGCCCCCAGGAGUCCCCAGCAACCCCCAGGAGUCCCCAGCAGCCCCCAGGAGUCCCCAGCAGCCCCCAGCAGCCCCCAGGAGUCCCCAGCAGCCCCCAGCAACCCCCAGGAGUCCCCAGCAACCCAGCAGCCUCCAGCAACCCCCAGGAGUCCCCAGCAGCCCCCAGGAGUCCCCAGCAGCCCCCAGCAACCCCCAGGAGUCCCCAGCAGCCCCAGGAGUCCCCAGCAGCCCCCAGCAACCCCCAGGAGUCCCCAGCAGCCCCCAGGAGUCCCCAGCAGCCCCCAGCAACCCCCAGGAGUCCCCAGCAGCCCCCAGGAGUCCCCAGCAGCCCCCAGGAGUCCCCAGCGGCCCCCAGGAGUCCCCAGCAGCCCCCAGCAACCCCCAGGAGUCCCCAGCAGCCCCAGGAGUCCCCAGCAACCCCCAGGAGUCCCAGCAGCCCCCAGGAGUCCCCAGCGGCCCCAGCAACCCAGGAGUCCCCAGCAGCCCCCAGGAGUCCCCAGCAGCCCCCAGGAGUCCCCAGCAGCCCCCAGGAGUCCCCAGCAGCCCCCAGCAACCCCCAGGAGUCCCCAGCAGCCCCCAGGAGUCCCCAGCAACCCCCAGGAGUCCCCAGCAGCCCCCAGGAGUCCCCAGCGGCCCCCAGCAACCCCCAGGAGUCCCCAGCAGCCCCCAGGAGUCCCCAGCAACCCCCAGGAGUCCCCAGCAGCCCCCAGGAGUCCCCAGCAGCCCCCAGCAACCCCAGGAGUCCCCAGCAGCCCCCAGCAACCCCCAGGAGUCCCCAGCAGCCCCCAGGAGCCCCAGCAGCCCCAGGAGUCCCCAGCAGCCCCCAGCAACCCCCAGGAGUCCCCAGCAGCCCCCAGGAGCCCCCAGCAACCCCAGGAGUCCCCAGCAACCCCCAGGAGUCCCCAGCAGCCUCCAGCAACCCCCAGGAGUCCCCAGCAGCCCCCAGGAGCCCCCAGCAGCCUCCAGCAACCCCAGGAGUCCCCAGCAGCCCCAGCAGCCCCCAGGAGUCCCCAGGUGCAAAAACAAAGACAAACUCAAAUGUGCAAAAGGAGGGAAGCUGA